UCCAUGUUCCUUGUCAGCUCAGUGCAAGAACCUCUGUGGUGAACUGCACACGCAUAUACAGGAGCCAAAGAGCAGAGAGCAGAAACAACACACUUCUGCACAACAGCACUGACUAAAAGCCACCAAAAUGGUCUGACUGGGGCAGCAGGGGCUGAAGACACACCAGAGGAGGCCAACUCACUUUUGAAGGCCAACAAAUCAGGCAGAAGUCAAAAAGAAUAAAAAAUAAGUGCAGCAGCCUCAUGGCCACCAACAACACAGCUGGCAUUGCUCAGGCUCGCAAACUGGUGGAGCAGCUCAAGAUGGAGGCCAAUAUUGACAGGAUAAAGGUCUCCAAAGCAGCAGCAGAUCUGACAUCGUACUGCGAAGCCCACGCUAAAGAGGACCCCCUGCUUUCCCCUGUGCCUGCGUCCGAGAACCCUUUCAGGGAGAAGAAGUUCUUCUGUGCCAUCCUGUAAGCAGCGCUGCCCAGCCAUGGACUCGCCUGCUUCCUCUGGGAUACACUCAUGGACAUUAAACAUGUUGAUCUUUUACAAGGGCUGGAGAGAUGCAGUGGAGAACCCAUAGAUUCUCUCAGCUCUCUAUGAGCCCCGAUUAAAGCCACUGACUCCACCUAGUGGCCUUGAGAUCCAAAGCUGAGCACAGUUACAAGAAUGUGUUGACAUUCGGGAGCAAGAGUAGAAAAAAACAAGAGUGACUGUCAAUGUAGCAGAUCAGAUGUGUUGUGAAAAUAUUCCAGUAUUCAAAGGUUUCUGUGGUUUUGAUGAGGUAUUCAAAUAUUUUUCUUUAUUGAUUUUUAGUGGGCUGUGAUCUGAUCACUGAUCUUAGAACCCAUGGAUUACUCAAGUUGCUGUGUUAUUUCUUUAUUUUCUUUUUAAUAAUCUUUAAUAAUCAUUUUGCUAUAUGCCUACCAUUUAGGUAGCUUUCUGUA
Molecule: messenger RNA, 931 nt
Organism: Carassius carassius (crucian carp)
Lineage: Eukaryota; Metazoa; Chordata; Actinopteri; Cypriniformes; Cyprinidae
Product: guanine nucleotide-binding protein G(I)/G(S)/G(O) subunit gamma-2-like
Exons: 4
Coding region: 243-458 (71 amino acids)
Biological process (GO): G protein-coupled receptor signaling pathway
Cellular component (GO): heterotrimeric G-protein complex
Molecular function (GO): G-protein beta-subunit binding
Source: RefSeq, a predicted model, not a curated record